Messenger RNA from Carlito syrichta (Philippine tarsier), 954 nucleotides. Its product is annotated as olfactory receptor 52N5. NCBI's taxonomy places the organism in Eukaryota, Metazoa, Chordata, Mammalia, Primates, Tarsiidae. Gene Ontology annotation, molecular function: G protein-coupled receptor activity; olfactory receptor activity. Gene Ontology annotation, cellular component: membrane. Bases 1 to 954 code for a protein of 317 amino acids. The transcript has a single exon. Gene Ontology annotation, biological process: G protein-coupled receptor signaling pathway. The record is from RefSeq and is a predicted model, not a curated record.
AUGCUGAUUUCCAACAAUUCAUAUGUGGCCAUCCAAUCUUUUAUUCUUAAUGGAAUUCCUGGUCUGGAAAGAGUACAUGUGUGGAUUUCGCUUCCACUCUGCACAAUGUACACUAUCUCCCUUGUGGGAAACCUUGGUCUUGUGUACCUCAUUUAUUAUGAGGAGUCCUUACACCAUCCAAUGUAUUUCUUUCUGGCUAUGCUCUCCCUCAUUGAUCUCCUUACCUGCACCACCACUCUACCCAAUGCCCUCUGCAUCUUCUGGUUCAAUCUCAAAGAAAUUAACUUCAAUGCUUGCUUAGCCCAGAUGUUUUUUGUUCAUGGUUUCACAGGUGUAGAGUCUGGUGUGCUCAUGCUCAUGGCUCUGGACCGCUAUGUGGCCAUUUGCCAUCCUUUGCGUUAUGCUACCAUACUCACCAACCCUAUCAUUGUUAAAGCUGGGCUUACCACAUUUUUGAGGGGUGUGUUGCUGAUGAUUCCUUUCCCAUUCUUGGUCAAGCGUUUGCCCUUUUGCAGAAGCAAUAUCAUCUCCCAUACAUAUUGUGACCACAUGUCUGUGGUAAAGUUAUCCUGUGCCAGCAUCAAGGUCAAUGUCAUCUAUGGUCUGAUAGUUGCUCUCCUAAUUGGUUUGUUUGACAUUUGCUGUAUAUCCGUGUCUUAUACUAUGAUCCUUCGAGCAGUGGUCAGCCUUUCAUCAUCAGAUGCUCGACAGAAGGCUUUCAGCACCUGCACUGCUCACAUAUCUGCUAUCAUCAUCACCUAUGUUCCAGCAUUCUUCACUUUCUUUACCCACCGUUUUGGAAGGCACACCAUUCCCCCUUCUCUUCACAUUAUUGUGGCUAAUCUUUAUCUUCUUCUUCCCCCAACUCUAAACCCUAUUGUUUAUGGAGUAAAGACAAAACAGAUACGAGACAGUGUCAUGAAGUUCUUCCAGCGUGAGAAGAGUGACAGUUGA